Messenger RNA from Culex pipiens pallens (northern house mosquito), 3254 nucleotides. RefSeq names its product homeotic protein deformed (gene Dfd). The record is from RefSeq and is a predicted model, not a curated record. Gene Ontology annotation, cellular component: nucleus. The transcript has 6 exons. Gene Ontology annotation, biological process: anterior/posterior pattern specification; regulation of transcription by RNA polymerase II. Lineage: Eukaryota; Metazoa; Arthropoda; Insecta; Diptera; Culicidae. Bases 703 to 2475 code for a protein of 590 amino acids. Gene Ontology annotation, molecular function: RNA polymerase II cis-regulatory region sequence-specific DNA binding; DNA-binding transcription factor activity, RNA polymerase II-specific.
UUUUCAACCUGCGACUGUUGACGUUUGUGGCAGUUCUGUGAAUCGAUGAUCGAGUCGGUUUAUGACUGUGUGCGCAGACCAUGUGUACGACGACCGUCCAUGUGCUUGGAUGUGUGACGAGAAUUUUUACUGGCCAAAGUAGCGACAGCAUGCAAGAUGUGCACACAAACGACAACGUGCGGUCGUCGAGAGUAGUGAUAUUUUUACUCCGCAUCAUGUUGGGUGAAAUAACAAAUUCCUUGAAGUAGUUAGUCAAACACAACCGUUGGCGCUCAAAACACGUACUGUUUUUUACGGAUCGGGCAUGCGGCUUUCAGUGAUUUUGAUCCUUCCGGAAGAACUCAUCGUUUUGUUGUGAACCGAUUGUGUAGUGAUUGAUGAAACCAGUUGGAAUAAAGAAAAAAAAAACAACAAACCAUUCAUACAAAACAGUACUUGUGCAACACACGCAAUGGAUAAAUUUUACCCAGUUCAAAAGUGAAACAAUUGUACUAAACAUUAAGUGAAGUGAAGGAAGUUGAUGUUUUAUGAAUCAUCGCUGAAACAAUGAAAUGAAAUAGUUUCACUGGCACAGAAUUAAUAAGAGAAAAAGAAGAAAAAACUAUAAUCGGAGUACAUAACAACUCUCUACCCACAAACAAACUGCUCAAAGUUCUGAGUUGAUGCAUUAAAGUGAAUGGUGUAUAGAAACUCGACUCAAAAAUGGAUGCCAAUAAUUUUGUGAUGUCUUCCUAUCAGUUUGUAAAUUCGCUCGCGUCGUGUUACCCGAAUAACGCCCAAAAUCCCAAUACUGCCCAAGCUAGCAGUGGUGGAGGCCAGGGUGAUGGUUACUUUCCGCCGUCUGCUUAUACUCCUAACCUGUACCCUGGCACGCCACAUCAGGCGCACUAUGCCAAUCCACAGUCCUACAACCCCUUGGCAGCCGGAUCCAGCAAUGUUAACAGCAGUGGAAGCAGCGGUGGUCACCAGUCAAACGAAAUGGUUGACUACACACAACUACAGCCUCAAAAGUUUCUACUUAACCAGCAGCAGCAGCAACAACAACAGCAACAAGCCGGUCUCAGUUCUCAAAGUUGUAAAUAUGCUAGCGACGGUGCAAGUGCAGGUACAAAUGUAGGUAAUAAUAGUAGCAAUAACAACAGUACCACUAGCCCGCAAGAUCUAAGUACCGCUGGCAGCAAUACAGGAGGUGCUGGAGGAAGUGGCAGCCGGCCGGAUAUUUCCCCAAAGUUAUCGCCGAACUCAGUGGUAGAGAAUGUGUCGCGAACAAUGAAAUCGGGCAGCGCAGCCGCAUCCGUUAGUUCUAGUAAUACAAACAACAAUAGCAGCAACAUUAGCAAUCGCAACCCAGUGAAUCAGGUGAACCUACCCCUGGGGAGUCCAGACGGAGAUGAGUCCGAUGCCAGCGAUGACGACAGCGGCACCGAAGGUGGAAGCUCUCAGGGAGGUGGCAGCGGUGGCAAAAAAGGAGGCCCACCACCCCAGAUAUAUCCAUGGAUGAAACGAGUGCAUAUCGGCCAAAGUAUGAAAUUAGACAGACGAAUAGAGGAAGCGGCGCCAGCUGGACAGCAGUUGCAAGAACUAGGAAUGAGACUGAGAUGCGAGGAUGUAGGCUCCGAUCAAGAUGAGUAUCUGGAUGAAGAACGCCUUAUGCUCGAUAGAUCGCCUGAAGAAACCGAGUCCAACGACGGUGAUUUAGAUGACCUUGAUUCCGAUACCGAUCUCGUAGAUGAAAUGAUGACAGCUACGAGCGACGGUGAGAGGAUUAUUUAUCCCUGGAUGAAAAAAAUCCACGUUGCGGGUGUGGCAAACGGAUCAUUCCAACCUGGAAUGGAGCCAAAACGCCAGCGAACCGCCUACACCAGGCAUCAAAUUUUAGAACUGGAAAAGGAGUUCCAUUACAAUCGCUAUCUGACUCGACGGCGACGGAUAGAAAUAGCCCACACACUGGUUCUGUCAGAGCGUCAGAUUAAAAUAUGGUUUCAAAAUCGGCGGAUGAAAUGGAAGAAAGAUAACAAACUGCCGAAUACGAAAAACGUUCGAAAGAAAAACGGAGAUCAAGGUAAAAACAACUCCACAACCAACUCAACGGGCGGCCAAGGCAAAAAAGGUCGAAAGGGGAACUCGUCAAGCUUAUCAAACGCGAAGAAACAAAUGAGUCUUCAAAAUGAAUGCCUUCGCACCGAGAGCCUCGAGAGCAUGACGGACAUCCAUAAUUCAUUGAAUGGAAGCAAUCUUACUUCGGUCCCAUACAUUUCUGCAUCAGACGUCACCGGGGUGCUGACGACGACUAGUAAUAAUAAUAAUAAUAACAAUAAUAAUAAUAACAACACCAGCAUCAACCAAGAUUCAUCGUCUCAUGGUCAACAGCAGCACCAAUCUUUAUUGAACAACCCGACGGCAACGAGUAAUGUAAAUACCGUAGCAUCACAUUCCGUUAGCAUUAAGCAAGACUAUGAUCUUACGUCCCUUUAGAAAAGCCUUCAACGUCAAACAAAGCUAGACGUGUUUUGCUCAUUUUGUGAAAUUAACAAAAUCCACCGAGAUCUGAAAACUUCACAUCGCACUUUAAAGGUUCAAUUAAAUUCACCUGAUGGGGAUUGCUGAGGCCAUUCUCUAACAAAAAAUAACUAACAUUAUCAGUUUCAAAAUCUACUUUCCUUACCUAACCCAUGAAACUGUAUUUGUAUAAGCACACGGAAAGGCUAAGCAGUUCGAUGCGUCGAAAGCAACUUAGAAACUAAAUUGUUGCAUUAUUAAAUUCAAUUACGGUAUAUGAAAAACAUCAAAACAUCAAAACAAAAAAAUCUAUUUUUUAUUGAUUAACAUAAAAUUUUGUUUAAGCUUAGCCUUUCCGUGCACAAAGAGUCUGAGAAUAGUAAUAGUUUCAAGAUUGAUAUAUAAUUUCUUUUUGUGUCCACAGUUUUGUGUGCGAAUUUGCAUAAAAAAAUAUAUUUGUAAUUGAUCGUAAGAAUCGUAUCAUAAUUCCUUCAGUAGGAAGAAUGGCGAAAAAUUCGGAUAAAACAGUGAUGUAGUUUAAGGGAAAAAAAUCAGAACUGUAAAUAAAUGUAUAAAUAGGCAUAUUAGUCUGUAGUGCAUAGAUUUGAUUUCAACAAAUAUUGUAUUUGGUUUAGUGCCAUUGUCAAGAAAUAAUUUUCUAGUUUAUUUGCCAUAAAUAGUCGAUGAUACAGUAUUUCAAAUUGAACAAUUACGUUUGAAAAUAUGUGCUUGUUUCAAAAUAAAACUUGAAAUUC